This is a messenger RNA of Xyrichtys novacula (pearly razorfish), 32876 nucleotides long. The record is from the annotation of a GenBank genome assembly. Lineage: Eukaryota; Metazoa; Chordata; Actinopteri; Labriformes; Labridae.
GCAGAACUGCAUAUGUAUGUAUGACUAAUACACAAAUUACUAGGGGUGGGAAUCACAAGUGGUCCUACAAUGUGAUAUUAUUACUUUACUUCGAUAUUAUUGCGAUUUUUAACAUUUUGCGAUACAGUAUCUGGCAAUUUGUACAAUUUUUUCAACUGCUUAGCUGAUUCAGCAUUUGUCUUUCCUUUAUGUUUGUCUUAUUGACGCGAUAUUGUGUUUCCAUGUAGCACAUCUUGCAAACCUCAUAUGUCAUAUCCAUCUCAUUUGUGCCCUGUUUGCAUUGCUAAUGUCCCUCCUCAGGUGCUGUUUGUCAUACUAACUUUCUCCUGCUCUAUGAUGUCACCUCUGCAAACAUCACUGGACAAACAACUGAUUUUAUUUUUCCAUUAUCAUAGACUUGACUUCAUAUUGCGAUUAAUUUGAAAAAAAUCGAUACCUGGUGGAUGAGAUGAUACGAUAUAUCAUCGGACAAAAUAUCACGCUACCAUGCUGUAUCGAUUUUUUCUCCCACCCCUACAAAUUACAUAAAUGUGUUAUUUAAGUUCUGCUUUGAUCAAUAAGUUUGAAGACUUUUACAUGGUUAUUAAAUUUGGAGAAAUAUUAUGAAUUUCUUUUAAAUAAAACCCAUCACCCUGAAGGCAUAUCAAUUACACGAACCCAAAAAUCUGUGAAAAAUAUGACUGACAUCCAUACAUUAUUUUUUGCAGCAAGUACAGAAGUCAAAUAUGAGGCAAAAGGAAACAAGAAAGACACAGAGUCUAAAUGACUUUAGAAAUUCACACUACGACAGGAACACUGACCACAAAGAGCUAAGACAAACUGACAACGGACAAGGAGAGCACAAGGACAAGGAGAGGAAGGGUGAGGGGAGACAUGUGAAACUAGGAAGACAGGUGAAACUGAUCGCAGUGGCACAGCCGAAAAAACAUAGCGGGCCAAGAGGGAAGCAUAUCUGGAAAGGGAGAGAAGAGGUGACUAUACAAAAAUGAAACAUAAAAACUGCUGACUGGACACUGAGGUCGGUUUCAGACAAAUAUCUGCUGUGUCACAUGCCUUGCAUAUAACUACAAACUUCAGCGCCAUGUUGCGGAAAACUGCAUCAUUACUCUCCGCUAAACCACGCCAUGCAAAAAACAGAAGUUGAUUUCCACUUAAAGAAACAAUUCAAAGCUUUAGCCUCCAUUGGGAGCUGACUGGUGCAUGAAAUGUGACAUUAUUGCACUCUGUUGUCUUUUUUUUGUGAAGGUAAGGGUUGAAAUAGGUUUCCCUUUCUUCAAAAAAAAGUCGAAGCGCUAAAUAAGGGCUUUGGUUGGGCACACUAAGCAUAUUUGAGCGUGGCAAGGGGUUGAUCACACAGGGGAAUAAGUUCCUCAACAGUUUCCCCGCACAGCUGUGCCUCACUGAGCAGAGAAAAGGAGGAGAGAGAGGGAAGAAGAGAGAAACUAGGAGAGGCCAUAAAAAUUAGAUUAUGCCUUACCUGCAGUUUUUGUUUUCUCAUCAGCACAAAACUGUUUUUUUUUUGCCCUGCUUGCUGGACUAUCAUCUAUCUAUUCAAAAUACAGUUGCAUUAAUACUUUCGUCAGAACUUGGAAGUCCUGAGUCGGUAAAAGUAGAGCAUAUUUCUUCUCCGGAGUAGUAAGGCGGUGACGAUUUACAGAUUUUGCAUUUCUUUCACAUUUCAAAGUGAAGUGUGACAUUUGAAAGAGUCGUGGGUCACGCGGCUGGUUUGUCCAUUGAAGUGAGACAAAGUUCAAAACACUGACCACUGUACAGCAGAGCGAAAUGCCAUGGAGACAAACAACAGAAUCUGUAUGGACAGUUACACCUCUUUGGUGGCCGGGGGGGGUUGAAGAUGUGUCAGUUAUGUUACCUUCACAGAGAGAAAUAGACCUGAUUUCUGCACCGAGAUAAAUCGACUUCUCUGACCUUAUUCACAGGUUAAACUUGAGGUGUCCCUCCAGAAAGAAUCGUGUGCAUGUUUGGGAUUAGUCCACUGUGAAUGAACAGAGUGGUGUUCGAUAAAAAGAGCCUCAGGGAACAUGAUACUCUACAUGCUUCGGCCGACUUCACUAGCAAACAGCAGUCAAUCUGUAAAGAGUGGAGGAAAUGUUCAGUGUUGAAAGAAUGGACUGUUCCAAGAGGAGAAGAUUAUCAGGAAAGCUAUGGACUGUAUACUGUAUACUGUAUAGCACACACACACCCACACACGCACUUCUGUACGCACUUCCAGUCACACUUCCAGUGACACUCUGCUGAGAUAGCUUGACAAAGCAUCUUUAGCUUAAACCUCAGAAAGUAUCAUUUUCCUUCAACAUUAAACCUUCCAUGUGUCUGCUUAUGGACUCAUCAUCUCAGACUUAAACUGAUACGACUUUGUUUGUAUGUUAAUUAACCUUGUGAACUUAUAAUUCCCACUCUCAUAACGUCCGUGUGUCUGGUGGGUUAAAUUCUGCUCUUAUAGCAUUAUGGUAUACAGUGCUCAUCCGCUGGCUCUGAAACUCUAGUUAAUAUUCCACGAAUGUCUGAUGAUAUAAAAGGUGAAAAGCAGAAACAUUAGUCGACAUUAUAAAUGUUUUUCAAUGUCAAGGGCACAACUGCACACAUGUAUAACCUAUUUCAAAAAUAUGAUUUCCUUAUCUAUGACCCCGAAACAGUUUUUCAUGUUCAGAAGUUAAGAUGUUCUUCCUCCUACACUGAUACUUUGUUUUCUUUAUCACAGGAACAUUAUUUAUGAGAGGAGACUUCUCUUUAUUUCUGUCUGCUGGACUGCAGUUGUGUCCCCAUGUGACUUUUCUCAUAUCUGUUCACCAGAAAAAAGCGGCUAGUAGGGCUGGGCGAUAUGGCCUCGAAUCAAUGCCACGAUAUAUUGAGCAGUUCACCUCAAUAACGAUAAAUGGAUGAUAAUUACUCCACAAGCUGCUCACCCCCUCCCACAUUAACUUUGUCUACUUUAGCCGCCGUUCCAGCCAAUCCAACUUUUGAACCGUCCUCCAUCUCCUCACCUGUCUUUCCCCCUUUGUUGGAGUCAUGUCUCUGAUGUUGGACAGCGUCUCAAAGGGACAUGAGCCCAUAGCCUACCUACACACAUCUAAAAACAACUUUUAUUUUUUCUUUUUUUUGACAAAGAAUAUACCGAUAUGGGCAAAAUGACAUUGGUUACUGUCGGAAAUUUGGUGUCGGUAAAUUUUCUGUUUAUUGCCCAGCCCUAUCAGCUAUUUUUGUUAUUAAUUAAUUUAUUUUAAGUUUUCUUUAAAUAUUCUGAGACAAAAAGCAGAAAUUGGAAUUGAAAAGUGUUUACUUUGUGAUUAAAAAUAACACUCCAGGUUUAUUUUCCAGUAUCAAAGGAAAUCUGUUCCUCCCUCAUUGUUAAGCUGUUCACACUUUGAAAGUCUAUAAAUAUAAAGUAUAAAAGAUAUGUAGAAGACUAUACCAUUCCCCCUCUACACGUGAUCGGUUAUGACUAGUAAGUCUGAGCUAACCCCUUUACUCGCCCAUAGACUGCUUUCUCUAGUGAAGCCAUGACAUUUUAUCUGCAAAGGUCCAGGCUUAUUGGAAAUCUUAUUCCUUAAAGGUUAUGGUAUUUAAUGAUUUUCAUUAAAAUGAACUUCCUAAUCUCAGUUUAUGAGGUGGGCCAAUCAACAGAUUACUGGUAGAAAUAAGGAAACUCUGAAAACAUAGUUUAUAGAUUUGUAGCCAUUGAGGGACCAGGUCUUAUUACCUGGCUUCCCACUAUAUGUGCAACCAAGCUGACACUAAGUAUUGAUCUAAAGACGAUUCCUAUUUUUUCCCCGUGACUCAAAUCACGCAAGCUGGCUCUCCAAGUCAAACACAGUAUGGUCAGCGAAUCAGUGAUCAGAAAUCAGUAACUUCCUAAAGCUUGUCAGUAAGCAUGUAGUGCUCCAAUACCCACAGAUAGAUAGAAUGGUGCUUUCACUUAAAUCCAGUUCUUUUUCUCCUUAGACCAGAUGACACACUUCUGAAAUAGUCUCUGGUUCAGGAGCAGCUUGAUGUUAGAAAUAUGGCGGCUAUAGCCCUUUUCUCUAUGUCUGUGAGUGGUGACUCUUGAUGUUCCAACAACCGCCCCAAGCUCUCCAUAUUUCUUGAAACAACUUUUCUCCACGGUCUUCCUAAGGCUAUAAUCCUUGUUGCUUGGAAACUUUUUCCUUCCUCACUUUCCAUUCUGGUCAAAUUUCCAUUCCGGUCAUUGGCCUUCUGCGGUUUACCCUGUAGAGGGUGUUUAUGAUCGUCUGCUGGAGAACUGUCCAGUAAGCAGACCAAGGUCUGAACCAAGGUCGGUGCUUUUGUUACAUUUUUCACAUUUGGUUUGGUCUGUUUGAGUUUCACACUGCCAUUAUUGGAAACAGACUAUCAGACGAACCUACAUGAUAUUGUCAUCAACUACAUGCUUUGCGUGUCUCUGUAGUUCACAUUGAUUGGUCAUUAGGCUGGCGGGAGUCUGACGUCAACAUGUUGAAAAGUGCAGGUCUGCAAACAUGGAUGAAAUCUUCAUUCCCACCAUCGUACUAUUUUUGAUUUUCUACCUCCAACAGCGACAACUUGAAGAGCUGUAAAUAAGUCAGGCCCAAGGAAGUCUCAUGAAUUUGAUCAUUAGACGACAUCUUUAUCGACAUCGACAGGAAAGGAAAAGAAAGUAUGCAAUCCUGCGAGUCAUUGCAACAUUGGCUCAGGUGAAAAGUACGAGUAGUAAAACUCUUGAAAAGAUAAGCCGUCAAUAGUGAGGUAUAACUUUAUCUACAAUAUUAUAAAAUUUCCUGUUAUUGGACAAUCUUCAUUCAACAUAAUAAUGGACAUCUCUACUACUUGCGUAAUUUCCUGUCUUUGGUAGGAAGGUCCGAACCUUUCAAAAUAAUGCUUUCACACUGGGCAUGAACCAGACGAUGGUUCAGUUUGGUCGGGACCAAGACCACCUCUUUUGAUUAGACCAAGGUCCUGCUGUUUGGUCCAGACCAAGGUCCUGGGGAGGUUUCAUACCUAACAUUUUCUGACUAAACAAAAAAGUCAGACAGUCUGGACCAAACGACGUAGGUGUGACAGCCCCCGAUUGUAGUUGUGUGUAGUGAAUUAGUCCAAGAAAUACCAGGUCUUUAUUUACUUACAUUGCUUGAAUUAUGUAUUUUAAAAUAUGUUUUCCUAGUUUUAGACCACAGUUGUCAUAAUUAAAUAAUGAACAUUUUCACUUUUUGCCUUCAAAAAUGACUUUUUAUACUUUUCUUAAUUUAUUGGCAAGCACCUGUAAUAACGGCUCUACACUUCAGUUAAUAAGGAUUAAAACUGAUCUGUAUUAAAACCUCUCGGACCAAAGUAGCUUGAAUAAAAACAUGAAUAAGCUUGGCUUCAUGUAAUUGCUGAUCUGUUCCCUCAAUACAUACGCAGUAGAACAAUAUCAUUACCCUUUUUGUUCUUGGGGGCAGCUGGCUACAUCUCUAAUCCCAACAUAUUUAGCUGGAUAAUCACCCUGCAUGAUAUAAUCCUUCUGUUAGGUAGGGCUUCAUGCAGCAGAGAUACACCUCAGUCCCAUUUAUCAACCAGAGCAAACAGGGAGAGCAAUCAGAUUCAAUAGGAUAAACAUUUGAUAAAAUCUUUUUCAUUUAUUUUCUUUUGGGGUCUGGUGAAGGUAAGCUUCUGUACAAGUAUAUUUUGCUGUACUAAUUAUUUGUAGUAGAGAGCCAGCUUGUUUACCCCUGCAAUGUUGUAUGUCUUACAUCAAAGUGGAGUCAAGUUUGACUCACUUGUAGUGAGCACAGAGCAUAUUUAAGGAUGCUGCUCACACUCUGACAGACAUCUGCUUCUCUGCUUUAUGGAAUUUAAUUUUCUGAAUCUUGAGUCGAUUUUGCUGUCUUCGCCAACAGAUGGCCAGCCAACGAUUUGGUUCAAUAUUUGUGGCCCUGUUGCUUGCUACAAUCACAUCAACAGACUCAAUAAAACCAGCAUCUCAGUGGUUAUCAGGCUGGUCUCCAGAAAAACAAACAGGAAGAGGUGGUAAUGAGACAAAUUAAACACAGCAUCAGUGUGGGUUUAGUCCGGAAUUAAGAGCCCGGAAAGAUGCCUGUGAGGAGGAUUCUGGCCCUCCUCUUUCAUCAACACUGAAGGCAACAGUGUGGUUUCACAGCCGCAACAUGAAUUCAGUGCUGGAGAGGGAGUGGAGAAGGAAGGAGGGGGUGUUGAGGUGGAGGAAGUGUUGGAGAAGUGUUGAAAUAGGUGAAGAUAAGAUGGAGUGCCAGACUCGAUUGCUUUACUAUUGGUUGUUUAUGGAUCGGACACAGGCCGCUUUGGCCCCUCUGGGAUUGAUUGUCUUCUGACUGGACAGCAGGCGAAUGGAAAGAUAAAGGUAAAAAACAAAGAAAAUGGUGAUAAAGGACAAGACGAUGGAAGCCUGCCCUGAAGUCAAAGUCAAUCUGAGUGGAGGUCUUUCUGUUUUUCUUUGUGGUUUCAUAUUUAUUUUUAAAAUCCACCGGGGGUAAUAUUGUUCCUGUAUAAUUGUCUGUUUGCAUCAUCUUUUGACAACUUCAUCCAACAGAUGAGUGUCUCACAUGAACUAUGUGAUCAAUGUUUUUAAGACUAUAUUUUCUAAAACCAACAUGAAAUGAUUAAAGGAGAUUUAAAGGUACUGAUCUACAUGUGUUUACAGGUAAUGGGGCACACUGAUAAAUGGGUGAAAAAAACUGUAUGAAACUGUUACUGGUGGCUCCAGAGAAAACAGCAAGAAUCUGGUUAAUGGACAUUUUACAGUGUUAUAAGAGUGUAAUCUCAAUUGACUGAAUAAGUAUUUCAGUAACAUUGUUGUCACUUUCAAUAAAACAGUCUGUAAAACUUUCAUUCAUUGACAAGACAAAUUGAUCAAAAAAGGUCAUACUCAUGAUCCCCUUCAAUGAUUUUCUGCCAUUUGUGUUUCCUUCAAGUUUCCACCAGUAUUUAGACUGGGCUUUUCAAUUACUUGACUUGUUUUCAAUUUGCCGACCAUUUUCUGACAACUUGUAACCAUGAUAUGAUAAAGUAGGGCUGGGCGAUAAACCGAAAAUUUACCAUGUCAAUAUAUUCAGUGUCAAAAAUAAAUAAAAGUUGGUUGGUUUUGGAUAUUAGGCUAUGGUUUUAUGUCCCUUUAAGAAGCUGUCUGUCAGAGACCCCCCAAUCCAGUCCGUAACAAAGAGAUAAAGACAGAUGAGGAGAUAGAGAAUGGUUAAAAAGUUGUAGCGGCUGAGGUGGCGGCUAAAGUACACAAAGUUAAUGUAGGAGGGGGUGAGCAGCUUGUGGAAUAGUUAUCGUUCAUUUAUUGUUAUCGAGGUGAACUGCUCAAUAAAUCGUGAUAUUGAUUUGAGGCCAUAUCGCCCAGCCCUGUAAUAAAGAAAUAAACAACAACAUCAUAGCUGCCUUAUGUUUUUCAUCAAAACUUAGAAGGACGUGUUGGUAAUGUCAUCCGUGGCUCGUCUGUCUAAGUGAAGCUUCAGCAGAAGGUCUAACCUUCACUAACUUUGAUUACUUUCAAGUGUUUGGAAGAAUCUUUAAUCACAGAGGUGGUAAACAUGUCUUAAAGGCACUUAACCGCUGUGCUGAUUACAGGGCUGUCAGAUCGAAGAACUCAAAUGUUUCAGUUUGAAAAGCUAUUCAAACUUUGCAACCUUUAGUUGCUCUUUUCUAACUACAACAGAUCAGACAUGACGCCUUUCCAAUGUAUUGUGCUGCUCUUUUUUAUCAAUCAUUUCUAAUUCAUGUUGCACAAAAAUAAUUUAUGGAUCGUAUGUGACACAUGAGAAAAUUUACUUUCAUACAGAUCAAAAGGCAACUGAGCCAACUGUCAGAUGUGGAAUUUAGAAAAACCAUAAACUGCCAGUUGCUCAUAGUGCUUAGUGCUUAAAAAGAAAGUCCUGCUCCCACCAGGUUGCUGGGAGGGAGGUUGAAAUUUUGCAUUUGGGAUUUCGGAAUUUCAAGCCAUGCUGCAACUAUACAAUUUUGGCCCGUCACUGCAACAAUAACCCUGUGUCUCCUGGAGUUUAGCUGCAUUCCACUUUUACACAUAUUAUUUGGCAUCUUGACACAGAGAGAUGUCAGACCAUAAGCAGCUUGCUCAGCAUCAGUGUUGCCAACUCCUCAGUUGGAAGGAAAGUCACUGGUUGCUGUCCUACAAGUCGCUCGAUGACGUCAUCACCUAAUUUUCAUAAUUGUUCAUUGCAUGUGUGAUAGUGAUUCAUCUUAGAUGCAUACAAUUUUACCGUAUAUCUGUAUCUGAGUUAUUCCAGUUGUUCACAGUGAUAUAAAAUAAAACAAAUUGAAAAGAAAAUUGAUCAACAUGAUUUGAGGAACUGAGGUACCAUCUGCAGUGAAAACUAUGUCGUAGUCCAUAAUGAAAAAAUUCCAAGUAAAUAAACUUGAAACCACCAUAUAUAGUUUAGAAAUGGUACUGGAACAUAAUAAGCAUAAUAAGCAGUCGAGUAUCACCCAAUAUAAAUCAUUUUAACCUUUAACCAUUAUUGUGGAACAUAUCAGGCAAUCUACUCCAAUUCUGUGCCUUAAGAAUAAUGAGGAGAUGCAGAGAGAGAUGGUGCAGCCUUGGUGGAGUAAUGAGCUUGAGUGCCUCUAUUUUCUGUCAGCUUUGUGUCAUUGUGUGUGUGUGUGUAUUUUGUUCUUGUUAAUGUGACGUGUACAAAGAAUCUCAGGGCCCUUUACUCCAGUGGGGCUUGUGAAAUACAUUUAGAAUAUCCAUUUAGCAUUUAACCCUUAAUGCCCCCCACCAGAAAACCCCCGCCGCUCUUGUGUGCACUGUGCAGCCCUCCUCUUCAUUACCAGCUAGGCUAGUUGUGUUUGUUUUAGCCCCGGUCCACCUGGCCCUCCAUUUCAUUACUUCAAUUAGCCUGAUUAGGAUCUAAAAUUGCUUGUGUCGGCUCGGUGAUUGACAGCAAUUGGCCACUUAGGGAGGAGAGCUGCAGACACGCACAGUGCUGCUCAAUGGCUUGUGCAGUGAAAAGCGCAUGUGUACAGUCUGUGUGUGCUUCGGGAAGAGGUGGGGUGUGUGUUUGUUUACCCUGAUGGGAGUUCUGCUCACUGAAGAUGAGAGCAAUUCUUCAGGCAAACAAUGUGGGCCCAAACACAAGAGAAAGUCCAGAUAUCUCACUUUACCCACACAGGCGCUGUGAGUAUUUGGCAAACAGAUGUGUGUUUGUGUGUUUGGGCUGGCAUAUCAGCAAGAUUUGGUAAACAUUACGAACUUAACAUUUCGGCAAAGCCAUAGACUGGAUAAAUGACACACACAGCCACUGUGUCAUCACUCAUUGGUUUGUUGACAGCCUAUUUUGUGCUCCUAGCUGCCACAUUAGUUUCCUUCAGCCAUAUUUGAAGCGAAGAGAAAUCUGGAGCGAAGCACGUUGGCUUAUCAAAGCUAAACCAUCUACAUCUUUGGGUAAUGCAUUUGCUGGUGAGCAUGCUGGUUAUCCCUCAUAUGACAAUCAAUCAAUUAAACAAAGACACAUCAGCACUGUCCACAAUUAUCUCUGCAGGGAACAGACAAUGAUCCUGACACUCUUAGUGGGGCCAACACAGAUAAAUCAAUGUAUAACAAACACAACACUAACUCUAAGCUAACAAGCCAGGUAUGGAGUACACACUUCUGAAUCCCCCUCAGUUUAAGUCCUUGUUUAGAGACUUCCAUGCUGGCCAUGUCAUACAACACAACAAAAACCAUGAAACAUUUAACUCAAAGUGAAAGCAGUGAUCAUACAAAAGUCUUUGCUGCCCUUUAGUGGCUACCUGUGAAUUUUAGGAUUGAUGUUUCAAGUUUAUCCCUGGCAGCGGCAGCAGUAGUUACAUGCAUGUUUGGCCAACAUUGUGCACCACACAGACACAUCCUGACAUAUCAUUCAGCAUCUCCGGCUCAGGAACUCCUGUGCAUGAGGAUGCCACAAAGGUGAACUCAAUGUCCUCUUUAAAUUUCUUCAAAAAAUCCCUUCUUAUCAUUGAGCUUUUUGCCUCUUCAUCAACUGCCAGAUAAAGUUAUAAUUGUUAUUAGGAAUGGGCAUGAUUAAUCAAUGAUCAAUUCAUUGAAAAUGACCUCGAUCACAGAAAAUUUCAAUCGAUCCAACGUUAACAAAAAAGGGCUGAUAGCAUGCAUCCAUCCUCCAGCAAAGAUCAACCUCUGCUGAUCGGGAGGGAUAUCCUCUUUGUCCAGUCAGUGUAUUUGUGUUGAAGCAAUGCAGUGACUAUCACCGUGCUGAAUGAUUUUGACAUUUUACAAGGGGGUCAAUAUAGCGUCAGCAAGCUUCCAUAGAGGUAAAAAAACAACAAAAAAACGAAGAAAGCAAGAAAUAUGAUGAGGUUUGCUGCAAACACUGCAAUGUUGUGUACAAGUACAACACGACAAUGACCCCAUUGAUGGACCACUUGGACCACAUACAUCUGACUGAGCUAAAUGAAUCCUCCGAACGUUCUCAGUCUCAACCUACCAUCAGCUCCUUGCUAGCAAGGAGGAUCUGUAGGGGGAACAGAUGUCGCCGAUUUCAGGGGACAUUCCCCGUUUUGGAUGACCUGUCCUCAGCUAAAGUUGUCCCCAGAAAUGUCCCCAAUUUUAGCGUUUCAUGAAUGAGAAAAAACAACCGUUAUUAUGGCAGCCGGGCAGGUAGGAAGCGUGAGUAAGCAUGUAGCACGCAGUCAGGGGGGUGGGAGGGUGUAUUUCAAUGAGGAAAAAACUGGUUUUGUGCAUUUUUUUCUUCCAUUUGCAUAAAAAAAGAUCAAAUUAAUGAUUGAUUGUUAUAUGAUUAAUCGAUAAAGGGAAUAUCUUUAAAUGUCCAUUCCUAAUUGUUAUACAACUGGCCAUACUUUAUAUAACCGCAUGGGAUUACUCCAAAAAAGCACCAACAAUGUUAACACCUUGGAAAGGUAUCGUCCUCUGCGACUGAAUUAGCUGACCAGCAGCAACAUCCUCUUGACAAGGAAAACUCUGCUAAUAAUGGCACACUUUAAGCUGUAAUAUAACCUUGUAUUAAUACACACAGACCACAUCUGUUUUUAUACAAGGCUGUAGAAUUUAUCCUGCUGUCAGCUUAGAUCUUUAGGUAUUGAACCACAUGGGGCUUGAAUUGCUUCUGGCGUUUACUCAGACACUGUGCAUGAACCGCAGAUCUGGGCAUUUCCAUUGUUGUUUCAUUGUUGUCCUUGACCCACUGAGGUUUCAGCUUGGGUAAAGCAUGAUAAAAUAUCCCCCACAUAUAUCAGGUGUUAAGCUCAGUAUAUAUCUACAUAAACAGACUUUUACCAGCAAGAGAAAAAAGAGCACAGCAACAUAUAGAAAGCACCUCGAAAUCCUGUCCCCUUGACAAGGACUUUCACAAACAUCAUUAAGGGAGGACUCCCCUCCUUCAUCCCACAGUACAACUUAACAUGCACUAAGUGUGUUGUAAUCAGCAUGUGUCAUUUACACACUGAUUGCAUGAAAUCGUCACAGACAGGCAAUAGCUACUCAGUCACGGCACGUUCUGUUCGGCCCAGUGGGAGCUGGAAAUGCGGCACGUUUGGCGGAGGCACAUGAAACGGUCAGGUGUAAUUUAGAGGACUCGGGUCUUCAUGUCUCUUUUCAUUAUAGCCCUUGUGGUCUACACGGCUAAAGGUAUUGCGUCUUCAGAGGUAGAUCUUUGGUAUCUGUCUUGGCUGAAUACUAAAUGGUGGAGUAAGGUGAUGCAUUUCUAAUGCAAUGAUGCAAAAUGCAACGGUUUAUCACAAGUAGCUGAUAACCAGAGCGGCAGAGGUCCAUGACAGAACAUUAAUGUGUCUCUCAAACAGUCAGCAAUAACCUUACUCCUUCUCCUUUUUCUCCUCAAGUGCAGGUCCUAAACAUGUAUCAUUCACACCCUCUUUCAUCAUCUAUGUCCUUUCCAUUCUCUUUUAUCACAGGCUUGCAUCUCAUGGUGAAAAACAGAAAGUGUUUUCACACCAUCUCUCUUUUUAAGCACAUUUGGCUCAUUUGUUUGACUCCAACUUUCCAUUUAAUCUGACUUAGUAUAUCAUUUUUAUGUUACUCUUUGGAUGAGUGUUUUAUUUCAUGAAUCAUUUUCUCUGAAUUGGAGUCAAAGUAUUAAUCCUCCACCUCUGCCAACAUGUAAUGGUCAUAUGUGUAAGCAGCAGCAUCCUGAAUCUAUGACUUUGCUUUACAGCUCUGUCUUUAUACUCUGUACAUUUUUAUGUGACGUUCAGCUUGUUGUUUUAGUUUACUGAUCAUCAUUUUAUUCUACUGUUUUAGAAGUCACUUUCUACAACUGUGUGGAACUAAAUGGCACAAAGUUCACAACUUGGGUUUAACAAACUGAAAAGCUACAUGCUAGCAAGAGCUAUAGCCAGUAUAUUUUAAAUAUUGGUCAAACAAAGGUUUUGCUGUCAUAAGUCUGAUUGGAACUUUAUAUGUUGAGGGUUAGUCUGACUGCAAUCCCACUAAGUUAAACUUCUCAUAAUUGGACUAGCACAUCUAGAUAAUGAGGUUUGAGGUCAUUUUUUUGUGUGUACACACUCAUUUGGACAGAAACUGGCAAGAGCAUUUAGCACAUGCUCAAGAGUUUGCACAUUUUGACCAGAGGCUUAAAAGCAUUAAUGCAGUGCUAAUCCAGGUACUUAACCUCAACAGGAGAAAAAAGGGUGUAAAAAAAAAAAAAGCUGUAGUAUGAAAUAGGUAAAGAGCUGUAGAAGUGAUGGUGUUUUCAUAGUUUGAUGUACAUCCCGUUAAUCACUUGCUCACACUUUGACCAUUGGUAUGUGAUGUAGAAGCUUGUGUCACCACUUAUUGGCAGACAUGCUUCUGUCAGUAAUUUAAUUCUUAUAAACUGGGACAAGGACUGUACCCCAGUAAAAGGUCUUAAUCCAGCUAUGGACAUAGCUUGACUUGACCGUGAAUCUACAUAUACUGGGUGGAAUAACAGAAGAAUGCCAAUCCAUCCAUUAGGGCAUCACCCACAAUUCUGACUGUGAAUUUCUAAUGACUGCUUGUCCAAUGGAUGUUUUGGCCUAAAUUGGUUUGCAAACACAUUUUCUUAAGUACAGCCACAUGAUGAGGUUUUGAGUUAUUUCAGCGACUUUAGCAUCUUGGGUUUUGGUUAAAAAUGUGUAUGCCCCUGGGAAACUUGCUUUCUUUGUUGUCAAUUUUCACUUUCCAAGUAGAUUUUCUGUCUUUUCCCAAAAGAACAAAUCUCUUUCUACAUUUAUCUCUCUCCUACAGCCAGGAUGUCUGUGAGAACUGCAAAGGGGGGAGCCGAUAGUAGACCGUCCUCUGCAACCAGGUCAGUGAGAUUCAAUGAAAAGUGCUCGAGAAAAUGAAUAAGAAAUGAACACACUUUUAAAAUCUAAUUAAGAAUUUAAUUAAAUGUUCAAUCAAGUGGCGAGGUUGUGCACUUUCGCAAAUUUGAGUCAGUCUAAGUUACGAUGUGCGGCUCUAACAACAACAAAGAAGUAAUGCUUUCAUCUACAAGUGAGUGGCUCUUUUGGACAGAGUGUUGCUGGUCUGCUUAUAAAUAAUUUCCACUGGUUUCGACAUCUGUGUCGAAUAUAAGAAAUUCAAACAAUUUUCUUUCAUUAGCGCUGCUGUCCAUCAGCAGUCUUUACUUCCCUGCAUGACAGUCCAUCUAUGAGGGGGGGGGAAAUAGUUGGACAUUCUGUGUCGAACACUGGUUAUUGGGAAAUUAUUCAUUUCAGUUGGUAUAGAAAUCACUUUAAAUUAAUUUUGUUUUCUGUCUUUCAGCCUUUCUCCAAGAAGCGGCAGGAGUUCGGCAGCUGGCAGAUCACCCGUCUCUGGGAGAUUCAAGAACAAGGCUCUCCAGCUCAGCUUAUCCAAGAAAUUCUGGUUAUUAUCAUUCUCUGUGUCUAAUCGACAUUGAUUAGGACAAGGGGCAAUAGGUUGUGUAGACUUGUGCACCCAAUUAGUGUCAUUGAUUGGUACAUCUGCUGCAAAACAAACCCCUAGAAUCCCAAACUUGUGCUUGUGAGAAACACCUCCCGACUUUCUUUCUUUUAUGUGGAAGCCAAUAUAGCCUCCAAAGUCAGCUGAUGGCACUACCAACAUUUUUCAAUCAUCUUACUUAAGCUGAGCAAUCAUGAUAUGAAGGCAGAUGGAGGUAAACAUCUCUCUAAUGUGAUUUAUUAUGUGACUAAUGUGAUUAUGUGAUUUGUGUUGAGUACCGCAGAAAAGAGGCGACAAUAAAACAAAAACUUGGCUUUGGUGGUGGCAGUUCUCAACAUUUGGCAUUUCGAUGCACAUUUUACAGCUCCAAGUCCAAGUCCCCAGCAGCCGAGGGGAAGGGCUCUAAAGAGGGGCAGACUCGCAAGAGGUCCAGCAACAGCUCGGCAGUGGCAGCUGCCUACAUCUCCUACCUCAAUAAACUCUUUGGACAGGUCAGUCCGACAGCACAUAACUGCUCAUACUCGCAUGUUGCAUGCAGUCAAAGCCUCCAAAGAUGUGGCCAAUCAGAAGGAAGUAGGCUCGUGUAAGGGGGGGGCCUUAGAGAGACAGCAGCUAAAAUGGCGCAUUUCAGACAAAGGCUAAAAUCGUGAUAUUUUAUUACACCACUGUGAGAAAUUUGAGGCUUUUUUUGAUCUGAAACUCACAUUAAACUAUUAAAGGGUAUCAGAGAGGAAAUAUAAAAAUUGCAUGACUCCCCUCUUGAGUGGACUUUUAAGAUUGAUGAAAACAAGAGAAGUUGUAGUGAUUUAAAAAAAAAGGCAUUCUCAUUGUUCAGUGAUUGGUUGAAUUUUUAGGGGGUUAUUAUGUGACUUUCUGCAUGCAACCACAUAUGUAGUUGCUCACAGUCAUGAUUGCAGUAUUAAGCUUCCUUUUCAUGAAAUAAUAGGGCUGGGUGAUAACGCAAAAAUUUACCGAACCAAAAUUUACGAAAACAACUAACGUAAUUUUAUUUUAUUUUUUUGGGGGGGAGGUUUCGCUGUUACCCCCACUCUCUUGACGCUCAUUGCGCUACGCUUUUGCUACAUUAUGUCCCCCGCACUAGACCGUGUAUAAACUUAACGUUACCAUUCACAUUAAUGGAAGAGGGUCCGACAGGAUUUGAUGCGCUUGUUUAAGACUCAAAACAAGUCGAAAAUAAGGUGUGUUGUUGUGCUCACACAGUGCAAGUAGAAAUCAUUGGUGGUGCAUUGAUAUUAAUGCUACUAAUGCUAUUGAUGCUACUCGCUAUAUAAACUGUGUAUCAGCUUGAACGUUACCUUUCACGUUGAUAGAAGAGGGUUCGACAGGAUUUGAUGCGCUCGUUGAUGACUUAAUACAAGCCAUAAAUAACGUUGUGUGUUUUUGUGCUUAUAAAGUGCGAUUAGAAAUUAUAAGUAGCGUAUUAAUAUUAAUGAUCAUGUGAAAUUUCAGUAGCGGUGCAUGUAAUUUAGCAGUGGCGGUGUGAGACAGGUGAGGAGAUGGAGGACGGUUUCAAAGUUGUAGCGGCUGGAGUAGAAGAAGUUAAUGUGGGAGGGGGUGAGCAUCUUGUGGAGUAGUUAUCGUCCAAUUAUCAUUAUCGAGGUAAACUGCUCAAUAAAUCGUGAUAUUAAUUUGAGGCCGUAUCGCUCAUCCCUAUAAAAAAGGCAUCCUUUAGUCGCAGGUGUCAGGAAAAAAAGGAUUUAUAAAUAGCAGGUGAGCCAGCUGAUUUCAGCUAUUAAGCAGAUGAUGUCACAGGCUAUGACUGCUCGAAUGAUCAAUACUAAUAAACAUCAAAUGAUCUCAGCAUUGUGUAAAUUGUGGCUGAUUGAAAAAUCUUUUCUUGCGGGGUUGAGAGAAAACGUCAGCAUCAGCUUUUUUUUAGAAAGUGCUAGAGAGUGACGCGCAUCCAAGCAACAAAUCAUCCUAACAGACAGUCAUUUGACUCUGACUGAAACAAAGGAGCUGAAAUCAGAGAGGGACCGAGUUUACAGAAAGGGGAGGUCAGGGUGGAUAGAUGGGUCAAUAAAUAUCUCACUUGGUUAUUGGAGUCUGCUGCUUGUCUUGCAUUUCCUACUGUGAGUCAGCCAUGGUUUAUAUUAUACAGAAUCUCUCAAGAACAUGAACAACAUAAUCAUGAUUAGUUUAUUCAAUAACAGACACUCCACUACUCUGUUAUCUUGGCUCAAGUGUAAUUAUUCAUGCCACAAGCGAGCUAAGAGUGAUGAUGCAUCCACUAGAUUUCACUCAGAUUAUGGAUGAGGAUGUGGCUUUGGGGUGUAAGAGAGUGGGAGGAUUGGCAGAGAAAACAGCAACAGUAACGAAGACAGCAUUGCCUUUCAGAGUGAAAAUUAAUUAACUACUCAGUAGUCCUCUGAAAGGGACUUUUACAAUUGCAUAUGCACCCAUAAGCCAAAACAUUAUGCGUACUGACAGGUGGAUAUCAUUGAUCAUCUCUGUAUAGUAGCACCUGUCAUUGAGUGGGAUAUGUUAGACACCAAGUAAACAUUUUGUCCCUGAAGCUGAUAUGUUGGGACCAUAAAAAAUGGGUGAGGCUAUAGGGAUGUAACUCUGACAAGACCCUACUUGUGAUGGCUAAAGAUAUGUCAGAGUUAGGGAUAGGAGUUAAAUUAUUGUUCAUGAUUUAUCAUCAGAAAACUCCUCCAUGAUAAAUAUUUGCCAUCUUACGAUAAACGCGAUAAAUGCAAGUUGAUGACGUAAGUGCGAGCGACAGACUCGCAGCCGUAGACCACACAGAGCAGAAUAACAAACAAACAUGGCCGAAGGUGGUGAAGAAGACAUCUCUGAGCAGCUCGUUGCUAAACAAGGAUUGGGGUUUAGACGAGUGCAAUCAAGUAUGCCUGACAUCAGACAGUAGAUCUGCUCACGCUGUGCAAUUAGAGUUUUCAAUAAAUGUUGAAAGUGUUCACACAUUUCAGACUUGUUUGAUGUCACUCGUUUUCUCUAUAACCUACGACUUCAACUUGUAGUUAAGUAUCUUGUUUGACUAUGCCAACUGGUAAGUGCGAUCCAAGAACAAUGAUUGUGGUGUUCUCAAGACAGAAUGAGUCAAAAACAUCGAUAGGAAUUUUAAUAUUUUUUAUCAAGGUUUUUAUCGUCAUUGGCAGAAUGGCAAAACUUAUCAGGAUACAUUUUUUAGCCUAUAUCACCCAUCCCUAAUCAGAGGAUGUCAGAGUAUUAAUGUUACUGGUCAGCAAUGGUUUGCACCUGCCUGAAGUGGUACUAAAAGCAAAACCAAUGAGCUGGUGACAAGGUCCUGCAUGGCCAAGGUUAUUUGAUGGACAUGAAAAGUGAAACCUGGCCUGUAUGGUCUGGUUCAACAGAGCUUAGACUGCAAGAAAUAAUAAUAAUGAUAAUAAUGCUGGUUCUCACAGAAAAGUGUCAAAAUAUAUUGCGCAUUGCAAUUUGUUGAGUAUUGUAUGGGGCUGAGUAGCUGUAGACCUGUCAGAGUCCUGUCAAUCAAUGAAAGCACUAUUAAAGAGCAAAAGAGGGCAAGUGGGAGAAGGUGGUCCAGAGAAACACGUUCAUAGUGGUAUGGUUUCCAAACUUCUCAGAUCUUAAUCAAAACAAUCAAGCAUCUGUAGGAUGUGCUGACCAACCAAGAAUGAUCCUUGAAGGUGCCACCAUUGAACUUACAAGGCAGCCCUGACCUGACCAGGGGGACUGGGAGUCCACAGUAUCAAGAGGGUGGUCAUGAUGUUGUGGCUAAUGGGUGCUGGUCACAGGAAGUAAAUUUGAUUCGUGCCAUGUAGAGCUAUAAUUUUGCUACCGUUACAUGUUCUCAGACUGAUGACUUACUUUCUCUGUAGCAUUCAGAAGAUGUAACCCUCCAGUGUCUGCCUGAAUCAGUGUGAUUGUGUUUGUGCUUUUGGAGUCUUUGUGCUCUUGUCUUGAUUAUCUUGUCAUUACAGUCUGAGGCAAAAAUCUUGAUUGAAAACAUAAACAAGACGAUCAAUCCCCUGAGCCCUGUUCUAAUCAAUUGUCUUAAUGGUUCAAAUACCACUUUUUCCCAGUUAAUACUUUGACUUCUAUUGCUUUUUUGUUUUCAUAACAUUGUUUUCUUUCAAUCAAGGAAAACAGAUUAGAGAUAGUUAUGUCAUCUGGCUUGAUUCAUCGAUUAUGACCAAAGAAGCUGUUUUCUAAAGUCUGCCUAAAAUGAAGCUGCUAGAUACUGUUUCAAAAAAGAAGUUGGUUUUAAAACUCGAGUUUGAUUUUUGCUUACAAUCAAGCAACAGUCUCACAGGCCAUGGGAAAUAAGAGAGACAGAAAUAAGAGCCUGACAAAGUAAAGGUUCAUUAAGAGCAGGUUAUAGACUGACUCACAGCUGAAAGAAAAGGCAUUAUAUUGACUUUAAGGUUACACAGAACAGAGCUGGUAAAUGGAUCUAUUUGUUCAGCAGAGUCCAAGUGGUAACUAUUGAUAGAAAAUUCAACAGUGGUUGUAAUGAUCUGCAGUUAACAGUAACUAUCUGAAAAUGUGGGUGCCGCUUGCAAACUGCUAAUUGCUGUUACAUAAGAUAUUGGACAAAUGAGAAUAGAAAGCAAGAAUGAUUACCCACCUCUUAAGUCAUUCAAAUAUGGAACCUUCCAAUCAGGACCCUGGGCAGUUAUCCCAACAGUCAACAGAUAGCUUAAAAAUUGGACUUGCCUGAAUGAAUACUCUGUCCAGAUCUAUUAAAGCUUUAUCCUGGUUAAUAAACAUGGAGCUCAAUGAUAGCUUGUUCAUUUCACAAAUACUCUAAAAGGAACAAUGGGUCGGUGUAGGUGUUCACUUCAGUUUCUAAAGAUAGAUCUUUUAGUUGCUUGAGUUGACAGGAGCCAGAGUGGACAAAUUGUUGGUUCAUGUUUAUGUAUUGUAUAGAGAAAAUGGAUGUGGACAAAAUCCAGGGUGUUAAUGAGACUGACUGAAAACCACAGAGGAACCUAGAAUGACUAAUGAACAUUAAAAUUAAUGGUGGUAAUUGGAUGGUAAUAGCAAUGAUUUAUUUUGCAACUAAAAUUUUAAAGCUACAGCAUCACAUUCAGGACAUCACAGCUGUUUACUCACAGAAGUCAGUGCAGCAGUAAUGUGUUUUUCAGAUAUUUUUUACAUAGGGUACUUUUAAAAAAGACACAUUGACUAACAGGUCAGUGCUGCUGAAGAGUCGUUUUUAGUGAGAAUUAUAAUUAGUAAAUUUCUACAUAAAAAGCUUCAGGGCAGAAAAAACAAGACAAACUAAGCUGAAUAUUGCAGGUAGAGGGAAAAAUAAUUUCAGAAGGAAGAUUAAAUUAAAAGUUGGAAUGUCAAGAAUUGAGAAUUUUUGAGAAACAUUUCUAAAUAAAAAGCUACAUCAUUAAAAUAUAAGCCAAGCAUGUUGAAAUGUAAGAUGUCAUCUGCUCACCUGUGCUGUCUUCCCAAUGUCACUCUGAAGGUUUACACUAGUGCAAGCCUAUACAGUAUAAGCUGAACAGACGAUGGUACUGAGAGUCCGCUACCAAACCAGCCUCUACCAUCAGUGUAUGAAUGCAGAAUAAGUCAAGUCCGUUUACCCUGUUUGCUGAGUGUAAUAUGGCCAUUUUUUUACUCGUUAUGUAUUUCAGUUUAAAAAAUUUUUGUAAAAAUUCUCAAGACUUUGAAACUAUAAAUAAACAUGAGACGCUUCUGCAUGCUUUCAACCUGCUUGGACCCAGCUAAAAUACAGUAAUUGCUGUUUUAAUGUUGAUGCCAUAAGAUCCUUUUAAUCACUGAACCGAUAUGGGACUAUGUAAGACCCAAUUACAAAGCACAGCCUGAGGCUUUGUCAUAAAUGCCUUCAUUACAGGAGAGGGACUUAUGUAAAAGAUAACAGAGAAACCUACACGAGUGGGAGCUGUGUGCCUAUGAAUGUUUUAACAACACUUCAUGAUCAGAUAGGACUGUUUCAUUGUUUUUGAGCAAUUUAUGGGAAUUGGGAAGCAGCGUCCUUGGGCUGGGAUGUUUUCGUGCCUCCACAUUAAUCCCUGAGUUACUACCACACCUGCCAGGACAGAUCUGCUUUACCUUACCGUGACACCCUGGUUUAAAUUUACUGGUAUCUGGGUGGAGCCUUUGAGUCAUGACCACGGGACAGACGACACUCUGUUUAGGUUACUGCCCUGACACUGAGGCCGGGAGACCAUCCAUCUUGCAGAGGGCCUAAUCCCUGCCUCGACGCAAGUAUUAAUAACCCCCUCAGCAAGGUUCACUGUCACCCCUCAUUACAUCCAACUUACGGAGAAGAGGCUGGGACAGACAAACAGCCCUCGAAAAACAAUUGGUGCAUUUACAUGUCAGGGAGGAAGACGGAUGUGAACUUGAAAGGCCUGAAACGCAUCGAUGAGCAAGAUACAGUACAUACUGCAACUGUGUGUUACGGUGUUUUUGCUGUGAUGAGCACUCCUCACAUGUAUGUUUACGCAUCAUGCUUACAAAGCAGCAGACUACCCAAUGGGCCAUGUGAAGGCAGACAGAAUGAAAUUAACUGUUAAUGGGCUUGUUCGGUAGAAGGAAUUGAGCGACUGUACGCAUUGCUGUCUAAUCCUUCAUGGAUGAAGAAAAAAAUCCAAUUAAUGCUUUGACCUUGCUUCAUAAAUAUGUCCUUGUAGCCAGCAUAUCCUGUGCUGGGUAAACACCAUUUUAGAAACAUCUUAGUUUGGUUUUGCUUCAGCUUUUUGAGUAAUAUAUUAGAACUUCAGACAUAUUUAAACAUCAGAAGUGUUUCCGUUAUUUACGCGAAGUACACGUAAGAGUGAGAGCUCUUGAUGCAGUUGGGUCCUGGCGUUGAAUCUGUGCUGCAACCGUGUUGGCAAUAUCAUACAGUGAAUAAUCAUUUGAACGUCUGCCAUACCGAGCACUUUCCAAAUAAGCCACGGGGCUUCUUCUUCUCCCUUAAGCCAUUGUGCACUUGAACAGGAUGACCUUGUAUGAUUUAUGUAUUAACCACCGUAAGUGCCAGCUUGUAUUCAGAGGAAAACAUUGCACACCGCUUUGAAUUUCAGUUCCACUGCUGCUCUGAUUUUUCAAGUCAGGUUUAGAGUUAGAAAAAAUGCUGAAGGUUGAAAAUCCCCGCUCUCUUAUUGAAGUGGCAAAGAUGUACAAACAGAAGACACUUGAUAAAAAGCAAUGUAUGAAAACUUUAACAUUUUCAUACUUUAGUUUUUCUAACGUCUUAAAAAUGAUACUCAACUAUUCACUAAUGCUCAGCUACCAGAAUUACAAGUUAAUCAAAAUAAUUAAUAAUAUUUUGUUAUUGCAGGCCUGAGAUACUGGUCAUAUGUUGUCUCUAAGAUGCAGUACAACCACCUAUUAAUAACAGGGCUGUUGCUUCCUGCCAUAAUGUUACAGUGCUUUACUAUCUGUAUGUACUUUUAAUUCUGCUUUUAUUUUAUCCAUUGUUUUAAGUGUUUUUUGAUUGUUUUUCAUCUUGUUGUUUUGUCUAGUUAUGUACAGCACUUUGUUCAGCUGUGGUUGUUUUAAAGUGCUUCACAAAUAAAGUUGAGUUGAGUUGAGUUGAUGUAAACAAGCACAGGCUGCAGAUGGCAUCUUAAAGCCACCUGCAACUUGGCAUUUACCUACCAUUUUGCCUGUUGUUGAAACAGAACUUAGAUGAUCCUUUAAAAGAUUUCGAUAAAAAAUGUCUGACGCCAUGGAAAAAAUUUUGAUUUCAAAGGUGGGGGGGGAACACAUGUGACUUGGGUACUGUUGAGUACCCUUGAGACAUAUAGCCUAGCAAACAGCACAUCUAGCACACACAGUAACAGAGGAGGCAAUACGGCCAGGGGGUGGAUGGAAGUACGCACCAAAUACAGGGAUGUAAAUGAAACCUCUGAUGAAUGUGACGUUACGGAGGGAAAAUUAACGCCGCCCUCCUGUAAACUUACAUGAGCAAAAAGCGAUGUUCACGGACUGACUCUUACGGGCAACUUGCAAAACACUAGUCCGGCGGGCAAGGAGUGACUGACAGCAGGGAUAGCCAAUCACACACAAAAAGCAUCCCUGCGGCAGAACCAAUCAAGGACCUUGUGUGCGGUCCAAACUGAGGGACACCAGUUUUCUACUUGAGCGGCCAUUUGGUCCUAUUGGUUUGCUAUAGCGUAUAGUAACAUUGUUUUCAGACGGUUAAAACUGCAGGGGGACCAAAACGGGCUUUUGAAGCGGGGGGGAUGUGUCCCCCGUGUUCUCCCCACAAAUCACGUCAGUGUCUGACACUAAAGAAAUUUCAUAGUAGAUUGCCAAUCUCACAGAGACUGAUUUGAAGACAUGUUCCACCUUUGCAAGCGUGUCAUAUUCUCUGUUGCUGAUUCUCAGUAUUUUUUUAUUGCUGCAAUAAAACAAGCAAGAAAGACAGAGCAUGUGGUUAAUUUAACUCAGAGUUUUCACAGACAUCCAGAUCAGUCUUGUUUCUUUGAAUUUAUAGACUUUGAAUGUCUUUUUGCUAAGCGAUAUCUCCAUAUGUCAGGCUAAGCUGCUCUGCACCAAGCUGACUGAGUUUGCAUGUUUCUUGCUUCCCUUGAGGGUGUGAUAAUGUUUCUGCAGAAGAGCAGCACGUUGUUAGUAAGCCCUUGAGUCAAGAUGUAGCUGGCAUAAGAGGGAUUUUAGGGAAGGCGUUUUGCCUUUGACAGACAAACUGCUUUUAAAGGAUAACUUCUGUCAAUAUCUAAUUUAUUAAAACGCAAAUUUGUACUCAAUUAUGCUAAUUAGAUAAUUGUUCCAAGGACUGAUGCAGAUGAUACUUCUGUUGAUUUGUCUUGCUAAAAUAUGAGCUCAUUUAGUGCCAGCAUGAUGAGACAGAGUUGAUAUCUCUAGAUUCAUAUUUUUCUUACUUUUUAAUUACUUUUUAACACAAGGAUAUGCUUUGCAAUUGACCAAAACAUAACCUCUUUUAAAGUUUUUCCAUCCUCUGCCAUUUGCCUUUGCAAUAAUUUAACUAUUUGGAUGUCUUAACAUGCUUCAAUUUCACUUCACACCAUUUCCUCUCUUGACUGUCAGUGUUGAGAAUUUGUUCCAAGCUCUCAUCUCUGCCUCAACUUUCCUGAAAGCACUUCAAAAUGGGGGAGGAAGAGGAACAGGGAGAAGGAAAGAUCACUCUCUGUGCAAAUGUCAAAACAAGGCAGAGAAUACUGAGUGUUCACACACAAGGAUAUAUGCAAAUUAUGUGUCUGUAUCUUUCUAGGCAGCGGUGUGAGUAUUUGUGUCUUGGUUUACAUGCAUUUGUGUUUCUAAAAGUGUGAGGUUUGAGCAGCUCACUGACACAGCAGUGGGUGGUGGGUAUACUCACAGACUGCUGUGUAUCCCUGAGGAUGCUGCAGAUGUAGAGCAUGUUAGUGUGUGUGUCCACAAAGGAGUGUGUGCUAUUGUGUCAUCUUGCAAAUUAGAAAGACAUGUUGCUGGAUGAAAUCCCAUUAGGGUUGACUGUCAGCAUGCAGCAGUAUUGACAUGAUAUGCAUGUUAUUCUAAUUUGGGAGUCAAAAAAUGGAUAAUCACAGGGUUGUUUCUCAGGAGAAUUUCCUGUUUCAAAGUCACAUUGAUUUUACAUCCUGUCUUGUGUUGCUGUCUUGUAAUGAUGACUAUUUUUUCUUUUGUUUUAUUUCAUUCUGAAAAGGAGCGAGAUCUGAUGUCAGGGGAAUUAGACGGUAAGAAGUUUUUUUUAUCAAACUGCAAAAACAUAAAUUACAAAUUCGUUGCACAGCUUCAUCAAUUGCAUUGAUAUUUUUUCUCAUUAGCUUGCAGCUCUUCAUGACUCAUGUCAGACAUUGAUGUCAGGCAUUAGACUGCAUUGAAAUGUUGUUUACCAAUGACUCCCAGCUAUAAAAUCAAUUUACUUACACUGCUUGCUGUCCCUAGGAGCUGGCUUUGGUUCUCUGUUGGAUUAAACAAAAUUUGUUCAAAGAAACUACCAGUAUCUGAUUCUGUGCGACUGACUCUCAGGGAAAAAAGGACUGCGUACCCUACUUAACGGUUUGCUGUAAUUUGUUUGUGUUUUGGUCAGAGCUGCAGGAGGCCUUUAAAGAAUUUGACUAUGACGCAGAUGGCUUCAUCCAUUACAAAGACAUCGCAGACUGCAUGAGGACCAUGGGCUACAUGCCUACAGAGAUGGAGCUCAUCGAGAUCAUUCAGCAAAUCAAGAUGAAAUGUGUGUAUCUAUCCAUUUGGUUAUGUGUUCGUGUUGUUUUCAUUUCUUCCCCCCUGUGGUUAGAGCAUGUGAGAAUGAUUGAUUGGACUGAAGUGAGGUGUGAGCAUUUGAGUAAUAGGUCUUUGUGGUUUGCACAAACAUGUAUUGUUGGGUUCAGAUACAAUUCCAUGUUGGCCCGAUGUUUGCCUUUGAAAAUGGGGACAUUUGAGGUAUUCUAGCCUACUGAUUAAUGGCCCUUUUUCUGCAGGUGCAGGGGUGCAUGAGUGUGACUCUCCAUCCAAAAGAGUGUUUAGCUGGGAUUUAACACCUUACUUGCACAGCUGAUCAUCUUUACUGUCCUUUCUCAACUCUCAUACAUUUAUUUUGGUCAGUGUUACGAUUCGAUGGUGAAUUUACCAUCUCAAAUGACUAUCAGCUCAAAUUCACAAAACAAACACUCUCUUCAAUGUCUUCCCAUCAGUGCAUUUCAUGCAGCCACACAUAUGUUACGAGUUUGUUCAUUCUGUGCCAUUUAGAGACAGAGUGAAGCAAGGUGGCAGUUCCUGAAGAAGAGGGAUGACUUACAAGUUAACAAAAACAUAAUGAUUUUUAUAUGUAACCGGUUAUACGCAGAUUCAAACAUAUCUACAUACAUCAUAUUCCACUUCUACUAGGUCUUUCUGCUAAUGUUGUUAAAUACUGCAGACUGCACCUUUAAAGCCAUUUUCAUGACAUACAUACAUUUCUUGUUUUGCAUCUGUUUGUCAAACUAAAACAACUAACUCAAGGGAUGUUCAAUGCAAACUUCUGAUCCACAAACACAAUCUAAACUCUUCCACUUCAAAACAUUAAUAUUUAACAUUAUAAUGGUUUUUAAAUGAUUGUCACCACAUUUCUUAUUGGUUUUAGGCCUUGCAGACAGGUUUGGUUUGAUUGACUCUUUGUCUGAAACAGUGUGGGGAUGUUGUUUUAAAAAGGUUUGGUUACUUCUGAACAUUUUGUCACUUUGGGGGGGUUUGUAAGCCUUUAAAUCAGUAGCAGUAUCCUGGAGUUGUGGCCUGUGGGGGAUCUGGAUCGCUUGCAGCAGGUUCUAAUUACACUGAGAAACAGAGCAGUGGUAAAUAAUAAAACUACCAAAAAAUUGGCCCAGCUUCCUUGAAAAAUGACUGAUAUGCAAAUCACUCAUUAUCCUUUGCCAGUACAACUGUUAAGUUUUGGACAUUAUUCAUGAGCGCAUACAGCAUACAAACAAGAUUUGUCACCACAAAAACAUCCGUGGAAUAACACUGCGUGAGCAAAGACCUUAAAACUCAACAUUAAAAACAGAUUCAUGUUCUGUCUGAGAGCAGCACGGCUAACUUUUAGCAAGCGGGUAGCUGCCUCCUGUCAGGUGUAGCUAACAGCACUUCAUGAUGAAAAAGUAACUCAAACAGAAAUUUAAGCAAAAAGUGACUCACAGUUUCAGGUACAGCUGGUUCGGACGUCCACUUCUUCCUUGAUCCGAUUUGGUAGUCUGGUUAUUUCCCAAAUCUGGCAGCACAGUCGCCAUGUUUACAUGUGCAAAGUUUCUUGAUCCGGUUAAAAUUUUGAGGGAUCGGAUAAUCUGAAUCCACUGUUUAUAUGGGUGCGAAAUCAAAUAAUCCGACCAUACAUGCGCUAAACUAUCAAAUUAUAAGCAUUUGGACAUGCGCAGAGCUGUCUAAUUUCGCUAAAACAACCGCAGAAGAAGAGUAGUGGCUCACUCCAUCCAAUUUAAUUCAAAAGUGUCCCCUCUGUCAAAUGUUGUCACAAGAUGGCGCCCUUGCGAAUUUAUUUUACUGCUCUGUCUAAGGCUGCACUGUGCGUGCAGAUGUGACAUCAUUACGCCGCAUGUAAGCCUUGUUAUGUUACCGGAACAGCAGACACGGCACCCGCGGUUGUGCGUUAUGCCAGUUUUAUGAAACCUCCUGCACUGAUCUCAACAAUAAGCCAAAGGAUAAGGAGCAAAGAUCGAGUCAGGUACGAGAGUCACAACCGGAAUAAGUGUUUACAUGGACGCGUUUCUGAGUUACGAUCGGCAUAAACCACCCCUCUCGAUCAUUUCUGUUUCUUUCCGAUUGAGCGGAAGUGGAUCAAAAUCUUCCGAUCGACACGUCUACAUGACACAUUCGUAUUCCGAUCGGGCAUUUAUUCCGAUUAUUUGUGCCCAUAUAAACGCAUCUAUUGUCUCCCCCAGGUUACCAUCCUCCAGGUUGUAACUGAUAUCUUUCCGCCUCGCCAAGUUUCUUAUCCAUAACUAAGUAAACUCGGCCCAUUGUGAUAUCAUUACCACGGGUUUCUGUAUUCCACGAAGCUGCAAGCCACUUGAAAUAACUUUGAUGCAGGAAUGCAACAGAAACUUGAGCUGAUAAUGAAAUUUACAUGGAUAGGAGCCCUCAAAUGAAGCUUGCACAGCAGCUAAGACUGACUGUUAUCUGUCCCUCAAAGAGCGAGGUUUCGACAUUACUAAGUACCCUAUUUAUCUUAACCUAUGGUGCUGUGGUAUGCCAAGUUUGAUAGGCUUUUUUUAUUAUAUCAAAUUGCUGUCUAUGUCAUUUAUGUUUGUAUUUGGGGAAUAUGUGAGGUUUUGUUUGUCUUUAUUUUUUUUUACCUCAAGAGAGAAUCUUAAAUUAGCUUCACAUGAAGAAAUUGUAAAUUGAGUCAAAUAUAUUAAUGCCAGGUAUAGUGUUUGUCCUGCAGAAGCAGCUAACCUUCAAUAUAUAAGUUGGAGGAAAACUGGAAUUGAAGUAUUCUUACCAUCAUGCUUAAUUCAUGAUACUUAUUUUAUAUUAUUAUUGAUAUAAAUUAUUCAUCCUUCAUCAAUAUUUUAAUUUGACCCAUAAGGAACAAAAGGCUAAAGACAUUUCAAACUUAAUCCCUUGAGCAUAAUCCCUACUGAGCCAUGAAUACCAUAAAAUUCACUCUUUUUAAUAUAUAACUUGCAUAACACAAUCAAUUAAAAAGUAAUAAUAAUCUUCUUAGACUUUAGUGAGAAUUUUACAACUCCAUGAUUAUAGACUGACCCAGUUAUAGCACAGAAAUUAUUCAAGGCAAUGACAGGAAUCCCCCACUGACUAUUUCUCCACAAGGGUAAAGCCAGCCAGCCAAAAAAUAAACCGUACCUUGGGGGAAGUGUGAAAGUUGUCAGAAAACAUAAAGUGAGUAGUCUUUCACUGCAGAAUCCUGCAGCUGCAGCUAAACCAUGACAUUAUGAACAUUAGUGGCACGCCUCAUCACCAUUAGAAUAAAAGCUUUUCACGCAAGCACAGUUUGCAAAAGAUAGUCCUCAACAUUGCUUGGUAUCAGAACCAGAAAAUGACCACAUGGCUUUAUUGAAGUCCCCUUUCACAAUCACCCAGGCUCUGAUAAUGAAAACAGGCUGAGAACAUUGGUAGACACAAUCAAUUAAGCCUGUCUUUUGUUCAAGUAAUAAAACAGGCCUUCCCAUAGCACUGUUUUGAUAAUUGCCAUGGGGAUCAAACUAAAAAGGCUGGCUCUGAGUGGGUUUCAAGAAGCCCUAUGAGCACAUAUCUGUUUACACCAUUUCAAUCUUAAUACCCUGGGGACAUUAACAAAACUUCUCAUGCCUGCUAUUGAGGCAAGAAAAACAUAACUACAACUUAAGCACUGCAGUAAACUUUUUCUCCUUUGACCGCUGAAGACAGAGCAAAGAAACUUAUAUCUUGAAUGUGAAAAAAAAAACCUUUACUUUAAAUCUAUUUGACAGCUUCAGUUACCUAAGUGGCAAUUUAUUUAUAUGUCUGAGAUAAGGUGGGAAAUACGGGCGAAUACAUUUAAUUUGUCUAAUAAUGAGGUCUAUGGAGAGCUGAUAUGUCAGCCAACGCUGUGCUGAUGUAUAAUGAAGCAAUAUUUUCACAUGUUUCCUGCUUACCAUGCAAGACUACCAAAGUGUUGGCAGCCUCAUCAAAUAGACACAGUCAAGGUAAGACUAAAACGCUGACUGUCAUGAAGAAGAGAUAGCUGUUAUAAUGGUUUUGAUUUGCAGGCAAUGGCCAGCAAUGUCACAAUGUCUGUCUAGAGCAAAGUCUUGCACUUGGCCCUGCUCUCACCUAUGGGGGACAUGGACUUUGCCAUUCCUUCGAUACAACCAUGAUCUCAUCUAGAACUUUUGGAUGUGACAUUUUCUAAGGCUUUGAUCUAACUGAUGGAUUGCUGUAAUUGCUAAUUCUUCUUAAAACUUUCCUUUUGGUAUUUUACUUGCAUACUAACACGGAUCAAAUCGUUACAUGGAGCCUAAUGUUGAAGGUGCCAUUCAUUCAUUAACGAACCUGCUAAACUCUAUAAACAACUCCUCCAUCUCUCUCUCAGUCACAUGAGGGUUUGCAUACAAAUACAUACAUCUUGCAUACAACUCUCUGCACAUGACUUGUCCAACAUUAUCCAACAUGGCUAAUCCAUCAUUUAGUAUUACACAUCCUGCUCAGAAGAUGAUGGAGAUCAAUACAAACACAAAAGGAGUGGUAAUAAUAAGCAACACUCUAACACAAUGGUUGCAAAGUGUUAACGGACAUUAUUUAAGUAUAACUAAAAUGUUGAAAAAGUCCAUUUAAAGUGUCUCUGUACGUUAGAUUAAUGUACUUCUAUGAACACUAUAACAGCAUCAGCUUAUUGAGUAUCCAGAUAUCCUCCUCCACCUUUCUGCUUAAUGCAUGAAUCUGUAAAGAUGAGGUAGGUACAGCAAGGCAUGCAUACGACUUAUUACUAGGAAGUAAACCCAUUUUUUUAUCUGUUUACUCCUGCAGGGGGCGGUCAUGUAGACUUUGAUGAUUUUUGUGAGUUAAUGGGGCCGAGGAUGCUGGCUGAGACGGCUCAUAUGGUGGGGCUGAAGGAGCUCCGCUGUGCCUUCAAACAGGUAAGAGGUUUCCAGCCUGAAAAACUCUUUAGAAGUGUGACUUCAAGCAUUUGAAAAGGGGUCUAGUACGAUGACAGUGUUGUGAAGUGUGCAACAGGACCUCUCCCUGGAGAGUGCAGGAGUGUACGGCUCUUACUUGUAAACAAGUCUGUUGGAACAGGGAGGGAGGUUGAGGCUGGAUAAGAAUUCAAUUAAAGGGUUUUGAGAGACAGGGAAGUAUGCAUGCUAAUGGUGCUUCAUGGAGUCAUCCUCAAAAAAUAUUUCCCUCAUUUGUUAAUAUAAGCAAACUUGGAACUCUCUGGUAUUUUUGUGCCUCAUCGAUUUAAGGAAAGUCACCAGACAUAGACUUGCUCUCCUGGUGUCGAUACAGUGGCAGGUACACAGGCUCUAAAUUGAUUGUUCCCCCGAGCGAAGCUUCAGUGUGACGUGUUUUCUGACCAAGCAAAACAGACGAGCUGAUCGUGCAAUUCAUAAGCACAGCUUCACACACCUGGGUUCAUUUAUUUAAGGCAUCACAACAUGAUAGGUUUCUAAUGAUUACUACAAAACAGCCAACGUUGCUCUUAAUGAAUACAACUGAAACAGCAGCGGUGUCACGAUUAUGUUGUUUUUCUGAACAUUUUAGCCACAUGCACUCCUACAAGAAGAGGGACAUUGGUGUAAGCUAUUCAGAUGUUGGUUUGGGAAUUUUUGUAAAAUGUUUUCAGAUGGAAAUAUUAUUCAAUGUAUUAUCCUUCACCCUCAAAUACAACACUGGAGCUAUAAAAGUUAAUUUUGUUACCUAGAUAACCAAUCCUUGAUUAGUCUUGAGCUGCACUGCCUUUGAAAACUUUAUAGAAACAUGGUAACGGGUAAAAGUGAAAUCCCCCUGCAUUAAAAUUUGAAAAAGGAGUGCUUCUCUUUUCACACAUAUCACAUUUUGAGUGACAACUCUAAUAAUUCAAGGUUUUAUUGUUAUCUGUCAUUGUUGUUGUUGUUGUGAUUGUCAUGGCCUUAGUCAGGUCGUCACAUUUACCUAUGUGAUAAUAGUUGAAUAACAAAGUUAAAGUCAACCUCUGAUCAGAAAAUUCAUCAGAUCAACCCGUUAAGCUCAUGAGGAUACAUUUUCAUGUCCGCCUUGUUUAUGCUCCACUUCAGUUCCAACACCUCAGGAGUCAGCAGGACCCUGUUUAAACUCUCAAGCUGAUUUUCAGACUCCAAGGGGAUGCAGCCACUUUGUAACUUUGAGGUGUGAAACUGAAUUUUGGUAGCUGUGUUUGGAUACUUUUUUAAUGAAAUGACAUUACAACCUCAUUUCCUGACUGUAAAAGACAGUUUCUUGCCUCCCUCACUUUGUUUCCAAGUCUCUGCUCAUUACAUCAUUCUGUCUGCAGUCCCUCCUCAUUAGGCUCCUCAUUAGCCCAGAAACAUGUAACAUUUUUCCUUCCUUCUCUGAUGUACCACAUGUUCACGUCUCCACCUCCCUGCUCUCUACUAACCAUUCACAUUGAAGUUUGACUGUGAUGGCGAUGGGAAGAUCACAUUGGAUGAGCUGAAAGAGGGCAUGAAGACCCUCCUUGGGGAGAAGCUGAAGAAAGGUGAACUGGAGGAGAUCCUCUCUGACAUUGACCUCAACAAAGAUGGCAACAUCGACUUUGACGGUGAGCAGUUGGGGUCUUUGGGGGAUAAAUGUGUCGAGGGGAGGGGAUACACUCCAGGCAAGGUUUGCAAGGGCAUAAAAACAAUUAACAAGAGAACAAUGGUAAAGGUAGGCAUGGGAGACUGCUGCAGUUUUGAGAGUGCAAGAGCAAAAGAACAAGUUCAACUAUGAUGUUUAUCUUAUAAAAAAACAGAAAUAUUUCAUUAUUACGUUCAAGAAGUUAUUAAAACUAAACAGGAUUUCCACUACAUGAUAGGAGUUAGAAGCCAGUUUGAGUUUAGUAUAGAGAACAGCAAGCCAAGCAGGGGAGUUUAUACGAUCACAAUAAGAUAGAGAGCAAAAAUAGUUAAAUAAAGUCGAUCAACUUUGUGGUUAAAUGAAUGAAAAUUUUAAAAAGGUUCAAGUUGUAAAUUGUUUAAAGUAAUUGUUAAAGUUCAGAAAAAAUUAAUAUAAUAUAGUACAACACAUUUGCAUGUAAAAUGAUACAAUUGGAUGCAAUAUGAGAUACAAUACAAUAAGUUAUGGUACAAUAUAUUACAGCAAGGAAUGAUAUGCUAUGAGACAGUGCAGUAUGACACAAUAUGAUAUAAUAAGGAAAGAGAAGAAGAGCUGCUCAAAAUAACCUGAACAGCUGCAAACAUGAAUUUUUAACUGCAAACAUGAUACUGACACUAUUAUAUAUUUUUUUAUAUUUCAUCAUCAUUUUUAUUAUUUUUUUUCUGUUAUUAUUAUUAUUAUUAUCGUCAUCAUCAUUAUUAUUAUUAUUAUUUUAUUAUUAUUAUCAAUAUUAUCGUCAUCAUCAUCAUCAUUAUUAUUACUAUUAUUAUUAUUAUUAUUAUUAUUAUUAUUAUUAUUAUCAUCAUCAUCAUCAUUAUUAUUGUUGUUGUUUUUAAUAUUGUAAUGCUUUGGCAAUAUCAGACAAACAGUCGUGCAAAUAAAGCCUAUUGAAAUUGAAAAUUGAAAUUAAUAACAUAUGAUACUAUAAGUUUUCCAGCACAAGAUGAUAUGAUACUAAAUAUAAAACGAUCCGAUACAAAGCAACAAAGGACAUAGCAGAGGAAGGAAGAAAACAAGACACAAACCAAAUGGGAAAGAGGGUGGAAUGGGAAAGGGGGCAUGGUUAAGGGGUGGUGGGUUUGGUUAGAAGGGCCAAUCCAAUCUAAUCAGAAGUGCAUUAAGCCAAUCAAUGCCCAUUCCUGCACACCUGUCACAUGUCACACAAAGAACAUACACUCUAGUGGACAGCUCAAGGACUUUUGCUGAAAUGUCAUUACCGUGUGUUACUUCACAAGCCAUACGAUAGGGCACACAAAAACACACAUGCUGGUACACACAUGCACCCAUUAUGGUGCGAUUAUAGGCUGCAGAGCACAGAGGGCUAAAAAGUGUGAUCCUGUUUGUCUUGUUUCAGCAUUCCAAUCAAUUACAAUUAUUGGCAACAUAUGAAUAGACAUGUCAGUCUCAGAGAGGAUCAAUAAGCAGGUGCUCCUCAUUAUCAUCAACUAGGUCCCAGGAUAGAGUUUGAAAUAAUGUGUCCAGUUAAGCCACGUGGGCAGAAAAGGCACACACAGCAGCAGAGAGGAUUGUUGUGAAUAUCGGGGUGACAGAUCAAUCUGAGGUGUUGGGACGUCUCAGACUGAGCUGCUGUUCCACUCAGUUUACUUCUUUUUAUAGAAAAUGGUUAAAGGAGUACCUCAGGAGAUAAUGUUAGUGGGUUAAUCUGGAAUUAAGCUUUAGCACUCAGUCAAUCAAUAGAUUCUCACCUACAAUCAGACGCCUUUGAAGCGGAGCACAUCAAGAAGUCAAUGGUAGACAUGAUUGAUUGGUUGGAUUUAGUGAAACCUGCCACAAGCUAUCAGGAGCUGGGUUUUAUAUACAACAAAUACCAAUAGUCGUCAAGAUUGACAAGUGAAUCCACAAUAAUAGAUACAGCGAGCUGUAACAAGUGGGGAUGAAGCCUGAGCCUGAGGAAACAACAAUAUUUGUGGUGUUUAUAUUCCCUGUUUUGACAAACUGCUCUGCACUUCUUUGAUUUAACACCAGGAACAUUUAUUACCCGUUGCUCCUCAGCUUCAAUUUCUCUGUGUUUAUUAAUUCACUCUUUAAUUUGUCAAACAGGAUUUCAUCAGCCGAGCCCCAUUCAGAAUGUUACUCCUGAGUCCUGUUAGGUUUCUUCUGUGAGCUGACAAUGAUGUGGCUGUAUCCAAUGCUGUCCUUUUAUAAUAUCAGGCUGUCAUUAGUUCUUAUCAGGGGAUCUGUUGCUGUCUCUUCUCUGUCUCCCUCUGCAGAAUUUGUUAUGAUGCUUUCUGCACAGUGA